CAAAAUAGUUUUCCGGGUGAAAGCCGAAGCCCCUUUAAUUGGAGCUUUAAAGCGGCGGCCGCCUUGGGAGUCGUUAACGUUUAGUGAGACAUAAUGGGAGCUAGGUUUGGCCAGAGCGCGGGAGGUUAGGCACUCGCACUCGGCUGUGAGGGGCUUGUGCCCUCUCGUCUGGCGGGGGGCUCGGAAAGUUUACAGGCAGGCCCGGCCCGGCCCGGCCCGGCCGCAGCGACAGAGCGCCGGGCUCCCGCCGCCGCACCAUCACCACUAUCACUCAUGGUACCGUGCCCUUAUUUUGCGCCCACCCUCUUUAUUGCCAUUAUCACAUCGGAGGUGCACGAACCUCGCGAUAGUCUUUGCAGGAACGAUGCGUGACGCUUAACUGAUGCGAAGGUGACGGGGCUACUUGAAGACGCACCGCAGAGUAGCUUGAUGAGUGUCCAAAGUAACAGUGGAAGUUUGGAGGGGACGCCAUCUUGGUCCCAGUUCUCCACGUCCCCAACGCCGGGAGCUUUGCAGACUAACACGGCACCUGUAAAGGCUAAAGAAGGCAGUCCCCGGGUUACGAACAAGUUCCGUCCUGAGUCCGUCUUUAAGUCGAAUUUGUACGGACGGUCACAAAACAGAGAACAACCAUGGAACCAACUCAGAAGGCAUAUUUCAAUACAGUACAGUAAAGGUGUUGGUGCUGCAAUGGAAGAGCUUCAUAGCCUUGAUCCUCGACGGCAAGAAUUGCUGGAGGCAAGGUUUACGGGAGGUGUGAGUACUGGGAGUGGAAGUGGAAGCACAGGAGCUAAAGUUUUAACAAAUAAUGAAUCUUCUAACCAUAGUUUUGGAAGUCUUGGAUCAUUAAGUGACAAAGAGUCAGAGGUUAGCAGUGAUAUUUGCAUCUUCACUUGCCACAGGAGAUUGGAUGGUGGCAAAUAUUAUUCCUCUGCUCAGGAAAGGGAAAAGACCCCAGAAAAAAAGCCAUCAGAUUCUGCAAGAGGAAGGAAGCGGAAGGCAGACAGCCAGAGUGAUAAUAGUCAAGGUAAAACCAAUGCAAGAGGACAUAAAAUCAGUGACUAUUUUGAUUAUACAGGAGGCAAUGGUACCAGUCCAGUAAGAGGUGUGCCACCUUCAAUUCGAUCUCCUCAGAAUUCCUUCUCUCACUCUGCCACUUCAUCUAUUCGGCAGAAUAGUCCAUCUCCAACUGCAUUAGCAUUUGCGGAUCUCUCUGCUUUACAGCCAAAGUUAAUUUCUGUCUCCUGCAAGACUACUCAGACUGAACUUACCUUGGGAAAACUAGCUGCACUGGAAAGUAAUAAGAAUCUAGACCUUGAGAAGAAGGAAGGUAGAAUAGAUGACUUGCUACGAGCCAAUUGUGAUCUAAGGAGGCAGAUAGAUGAACAGCAAAAGCUCCUUGAAAAAUACAAAGAACGGUUAAAUAAGUGUAUGACGAUGAGCAAAAAAUUACUGAUUGAAAAAAGUAAACAAGAAAAGCAAUCCAGCAGAGAGAAGAGUAUGCAAGACAGACUACGUCUGGGGCAUUUCACUACUGUCCGACAUGGUGCUUCAUUCACUGAGCAAUGGACUGAUGGCUAUGCUUUUCAGAAUCUCGUAAAACAACAAGAGUGGAUAAAUCAACAAAGAGAAGAUAUAGAAAGACAACGGAAAUUGUUAGCAAAGAGAAAGCCUCCACCAACUCAAAAUUUGCAGACCCCUUCCGCAAAUUCUGAGAUAAAACAACGCAAAGCAAAAGCUGUAAAUGGAGCAGAAAAUGAUCCAUUUGUUAGACCAAAUCUACCACAGUUGUUGACAGUAGCAGAAUACCACGAACAGGAAGAGAUCUUCAAACUUAGGUUGGGACAUCUUAAGAAGGAAGAAGCUGAGAUUCAAGCUGAGCUUGAAAGACUGGAGAGAGUCAGAAAUUUGCACAUACGUGAACUUAAACGAAUAAACAAUGAAGACAGUUCACAAUUCAAAGAUCACCCCACAUUGAAUGAUAGAUAUUUAUUGCUACAUCUACUUGGACGAGGAGGCUUCAGUGAAGUAUAUAAGGCCUUUGAUUUAAUUGAGCAGAGGUACGCAGCAGUGAAAAUCCAUCAACUGAACAAAAACUGGAGGGAAGAAAAGAAAGAAAAUUACCACAAGCAUGCAUGUAGAGAAUACAGAAUACACAAAGAACUGGAUCAUCCCAGAAUAGUAAAAUUGUAUGACUAUUUCUCCCUGGAUACAGAUACAUUUUGUACUGUUUUAGAAUAUUGUGAAGGAAAUGACUUGGAUUUCUAUCUGAAGCAACAUAAACUGAUGUCUGAGAAGGAAGCACGAUCCAUUGUAAUGCAGAUAGCAAAUGCAUUGCGAUACCUAAAUGAGAUCAAGCCUCCCAUUAUACACUAUGAUCUAAAGCCUGGUAAUAUCCUUCUGGUCGAUGGAACUGCAUGUGGAGAAAUAAAAAUAACUGAUUUUGGGUUAUCAAAGAUUAUGGAUGAUGACAAUUAUAAUGCUGUAGAUGGAAUGGAUCUUACAUCUCAAGGAGCGGGGACUUACUGGUACUUGCCUCCUGAGUGUUUUGUUGUAGGAAAAGAACCACCCAAAAUUUCUAACAAAGUGGAUGUCUGGUCUGUUGGAGUUAUCUUCUUCCAGUGUCUGUAUGGUCGGAAGCCCUUUGGCCACAACCAGUCACAACAGGACAUCUUACAAGAGAAUACAAUAUUAAAAGCAACUGAAGUCCAAUUUCCUGUUAAACCAGUUGUUAGCAAUGAAGCAAAGGCUUUCAUUAGACGUUGUUUAGCAUAUCGCAAAGAAGAUCGCUUUGAUGUGCAUCUGCUGGCUAAUGAUACUUACCUUCUCCCUCAUAUGCGACGGUCAAAUUCUUCGGGAAAUCUACAUAUGCCUGGGCCAGCCACAAUACCAGUUUCACCAAUGUCAAACAUAGUUUCUUAUUAAGACUGAUAGUUAUAUUGACAGAUCUUGUUAAACUUUCCAUAUUAAUUCACAGCUGGAGAUGGGAUGACUUGAAAUAAUUUCUUCUUGGGAGGGAGAAUUGGAAGGAAAAAGCAGAGGCUGUGAAAGGAUUAGGGUAUUCCAAUUUUUAAAUUCUUUGCUUUUGAUUUAUUUCAAAUAGAAUUGAACCAUGAAUAACAGUGAACUGCAGAUAUUAGCCAGAGUACUGCACACUGUAAAACUUAUGCAGUUAGGAGCUGAAAACUGUUCAUCCACAUUUUUUGGGAACACUGUAUAUAGUCUGUUUGGAAGUCACAUUGGGACUUCUGUUUUUUUGUUUAAAAUGAGGCCAGAAAAAUGAUUUUAGCACACAAAUACAACAGCCCAUCCAAAUAAAAUUGUGAAGAGAAAUUGAGUAGCUCUUAUGAACCUGUAAAUGCACAUAAAUAUUUACAUAUUGAAGCUACAAUAAGCAGCUGAUGUAUUUAUAGGUCAAAUUGUAGAAUGUACUGUGCAAGAUAAUAGUAAAAUAGCAUUGUUUUAUAUUGUUGUAAAUGAUUUCAUUAUAUUUACCUUGUUCUUAAGUAACAGCAGUUUGAUUUUGUAAAGGCUGUAUAAAAAUUUGGCGUUUUGUUUUUGCUUUCUUAAUCAGAUCCUGAAUUCCAAUAAUGGAUUUUCCCAUUGCUACAACGUAGCAUUGGUGUUUUAUUACAACAUGGCCUUCAUACAUUAGCAACAAAAGUCAGAUCUGUAAAGGCUUAAUUUUGUAUUUAAUAAGAUUGUCUUAAACAAAUUUUGUAAUAUUGAGGGAUAGGCCAUUUUAUUGAUUAGCCUUGAUUGCUUGGCAUUAUUCGAGUGAUCUUCAACUAUUGGAGAAGAAAAACAAAUUGAAAUGCAGGACAAAUUGUGACAUGUUUGCAGGAUUAUUGGUUUCUUCUCUGUGUAGGCAUAAAUGGUGUGAAACAUUAAAUUUUGAACAGUUGCCUGUGCUGUACAAAUUACAACCAUUUUCAGAAAUGCAAAAUCUUAAUUGUUAGUACAGUUUACUGCUUGUUUUUACAUCCAUGCAAAUAGAAUGCCUGUGUGUAAUUUAUACACUGAAACGAAAAAAGGUUUAUCUGGGCUUGUUAAUGUUGUAUAAUUAAGCUGUUGCCUGUGUUCCUGGUGUUAAAAGCUGCAUUGUUUUCACUGUAAAUAAAAUGUUUAACUGUUGACUUAAGAAUGUGCUGCUGAUACUGUAGAGCGUGCAGCCAAACCCAGUAAUAAAACUACAAAAUUCUAUUUCAUUCA
Hypanus sabinus (Atlantic stingray) is the source of this 4212-nucleotide messenger RNA. Its product is annotated as serine/threonine-protein kinase tousled-like 1. Gene Ontology annotation, molecular function: protein serine/threonine kinase activity; ATP binding. The coding region runs from base 430 to 2925 and encodes 831 amino acids. The transcript is spliced from 25 exons. Gene Ontology annotation, cellular component: nucleus. The record is from RefSeq and is a predicted model, not a curated record. NCBI's taxonomy places the organism in Eukaryota, Metazoa, Chordata, Chondrichthyes, Myliobatiformes, Dasyatidae. Gene Ontology annotation, biological process: chromosome segregation; peptidyl-serine phosphorylation; intracellular signal transduction.